CCGGGGGGAGCCACGCCGCGCGCACAAAGACAUCCAGUGUGUCGGCCCCGAACGGAAACUCCUAAUGAGAUUAGACGGUGUAUGCAGACAUUACUUAGCCGUGACUAAAUCUGCUCUCUUCCUGUAUACAGAGGCUGGAAAAUUCAACAGGAACCCCGUAAGAAGGAGCCCAGUGGGCCAACACGUGCAAACGUGUUUGAUCGACCUGGGGAGGUCACUGGUCUCCAGGGGUACGACAUCGGCGAGGCGUGGACCCUCUGGCUGCGUCUGAUUGGUGGCCGGACGACGUGGGGCUGAAGGUGGUACCUUGGACAGCGGCGCGCAGAGAUCAUUGCUGCUGAACUUGCCCUCCACGCACAAUGCCCCGUUUCACGAUCCAUAUCCGAGAUGAGUGGCUGGCGGUGCCCUGCCGGGAUACCUCCAACACGGUCCGGUGGCUGGGACAGGAGGCCCUCAAACGUUACAUCAAGAACAAACCAGACAACGGCGGCAUAUCGUGCGUGAAGGACGCGCGGUACGUGGUGCGCAGGUGCCAGGGUUUGGCUCUGUUGGAUGUGGAUGACACCAUCGAGGAUGUUCUGGAGGAUAAUGAUUUUGUCGAACUUGCUAUAGAAGGAGAUGCUAUGUCUACCGACUUCAUCCCGUGUGCACCUGGAGUUUCUCAACUUACAGCAGCAUACAAAGAACCUAAAGAGUAUAUGUUUAUGGAUGGCAUGAGCCUUACUUCGACAGAUCUGGUCGAUUUAGGAAAAGGACUCUACAAGAUAAAGUUGACUCCAGAGGCAGAGAAAAAGGUUGUGCAAUCGAGAGAGCUUUUGGACACCAUUGUCAAAGAAAACAAAGUUGUCUAUGGAAUCACAACGGGUUUCGGCAAAUUUGCCCGGACUGUCAUUCCUGUCAGCAAGCUCAAGGAGCUCCAGGAAAACUUGGUGCGCUCACACUCAUCUGGUGUGGGGAACCCACUCAGCCCCGAGAGGACCCGCAUGCUGCUCGCUCUGAGGAUCAACGUUCUGGCCAAAGGCUACAGUGGGAUUUCCCUGGAAACUCUGCACUCCAUGAUCCAGGCCUUCAACGCUUCAUGCCUGUCCUUCGUCCCGGAGAAGGGAACGGUGGGGGCCAGUGGAGACCUGGCCCCCCUGUCCCACCUGGCGCUGGGGCUGAUGGGAGAGGGUAAAAUGUGGUCUCCAAAGAGUGGCUGGGCAGACGCCAAAUACGUUCUGGAGGCCCAUGGACUAAAGCCAAUAUCUCUAAAGCCUAAAGAGGGUCUAGCGCUGAUCAACGGGACUCAGAUGAUUACCUCCUUAGGGGCAGAGGCCGUGGAGCGAGCGCUGGCCAUCGCCCGGCAGGCAGACAUCAUUGCCGCUCUCUCCCUGGAGGUACUGAAGGGAACCACCAAGGCCUUUGACAGUGACAUCCACGCGCUGCGGCCCCAUCCAGGGCAGAUAGAGGUGGCCACACGAUUCCGCUCCCUGCUGGACUCUGAUCACCACCUAUCUGAGAUUGCAGAAAGUCACAGGUUCUGUGACAGAGUCCAGGAUGCCUACACCAUGCGCUGCUGUCCUCAGGUUCAUGGAAUUGCCAACGACACCAUCAACUUUGUCCAGAACAUCAUAAAUACAGAAAUCAACAGUGCCACCGACAACCCCAUGGUGUUUGCCGAAAGAGGGGAGACAAUCUCAGGUGGAAAUUUCCAUGGCGAGUAUCCAGCUAAGGCACUGGAUUUUUUAGCUAUUGCCGUCCAUGAGUUGGCCUCAAUCAGCGAGAGGAGGAUUGAGAGGUUAUGUAACCCCUCCCUGAGUGAGCUGCCUGCCUUUCUGGUCAAUGAGGGGGGGCUUAACUCCGGCUUCAUGAUUGCCCACUGCACUGCAGCAGCUCUAGUUUCAGAAAAUAAGGUUUUGUGCCACCCUUCCUCUGUGGACUCUUUGUCCACCAGCGCGGCCACAGAGGACCACGUGUCUAUGGGAGGCUGGGCCGCAAGGAAAGCCUUGAGAGUUGUGGAGCAUGUGGAGCAAGUGCUGGCCAUAGAGCUGCUGGCGUCCUGUCAGGGUAUCGAGUUCCUCCGCCCCCUUCGCACCACCACUCCGCUGGAGAAGGUCUAUGAACUUGUGCGCAGUGUUGUCAAACCGUGGAUCAAAGACAGAUUCAUGUCUCCAGACAUUGAAGCUGUUCACCGUCUCCUCCUCGAUCAGAAGGUGUGGAAUGUGGCAAAACCAUACAUUGACAAAUAUCAGUCAGAGUACAUCCCAGAGUCUCGCCCCGUUUCUCCCACCGCAUUCUCCCUGGAUCCACCCGCCUCCCCAAGGAAACGUGUUCGUCAUGAGUGACAACUUUCCCCAAAGCACGUCUACUGUUUAUAAUAACUCAUCAUUUUGAUUAGACUGAAAAUCCAUUAAAAUCCAACCAAGUCUUGUGAUGUUAUAGCAACUAAAGAAUAAGCGGUAUUUCUUAUACAGUAGAUUUCUCUGAUGAUAACUUAGUGAUCAGCUUGUGUGUAUAUGGCCCUCCACCAGUGUGAAGUAGAGUAGUAGUUUUUUUAGACUGUCAUCCCUUUAAAAUAUGCUUCACUUGCUUUACCUGCCAUGUGAAUACCUCUGCCUUUUUACAGAUGUGACAACCAUAUUUAGAUGAUUACAGAUUUUUUUAACUGGUGCAGUUA
Messenger RNA from Menidia menidia (Atlantic silverside), 2656 nucleotides. The record is from the annotation of a GenBank genome assembly. NCBI's taxonomy places the organism in Eukaryota, Metazoa, Chordata, Actinopteri, Atheriniformes, Atherinopsidae.